UAGUAGGCUAUACAGAUUUUUUAUGUGAUGCUUUGCUUUAUAGAUGUUUUGUCGUUUUAAAUAGAAUGUGGCGCGUGGGUGAGCCGCUGCUGAUGACGUCAUCACCAGCGCGCGCUCCCUCAGUCGGCGUCGAGUCUCCUGAGGCGAGCAAUUCAUGUUCAGUGUAGCUUCUGAACAACAAUCACUCAGUCAGUGAUUUCACCAAUAAAUACUGGACUAUUCACAUCAGCCUACAAGUGAAGACUAGCAUCAUAAAGAACUGAAAUCUACGAAGACUGAGUUUAUUAAAGAGGACGGAGAAUAUGAGAGAUCUAGAACCCUGCAGAAUGAAACACACUGAAGAUACCGGAGAACAAACAGAGUUGAUUGGAGAACAUGAGGAGAUUGAAGAACUGAGUGAAGCCGAGGAGCAAAAUCAUGUCAAAACUGGAGAAAAGCCUCAGAGUUUCUCUCAGGAAGAUUUAAAGAAAAUAAGUGCUAAGAAAACUUUCACCUGCACUCUCUGUGGAAAGAGUUUCGCAUACAAAAAUAGUCUUAAUGUUCACAUUAGAGUACAUACCGGAGAGAAACGGUACAAGUGUUCACAUUGUGACAAGGGAUUCAAUUGGACAGGACACCUGAAAGCACAUGAGAGGAUUCACACUGGAGAAAAACCUUACAAAUGUUCAAACUGCGACAAAAGGUUCGGUCGGCCUGGAAUCCUGAAGGCACAUGAGAGGACUCACACGGGAGAGAAACCGCACACAUGUGACCAGUGUGGGAAGUGUUUUGCGCAAAAAGGACAACUUACGGCGCAUAUGAAAAUUCAUACGGGAGAGAAACCAUUCACUUGUGAUCAAUGUGGGAAGAGAUUUGCACACUCAGCACACCUUAAGGUACAUAUGAACAUCCACACUAGAGAUAACAUGUGCAUGUGUGAUCAAUGCGGCAAAAUGUGUUUGAGGGCUUCAGACCUGAAGAUGCACCUGAAAGUUCAUACAAAGGAGAAGCCACAUCCAUGUUAUUUAUGUGGAAAAAGUUUUUCAUGUCUACGAAAUUUAAAAGUACAUCAGAAAAUACAUACUGGUGUGAGAGAGUACAUGUGCUUUGAGUGUGAAAAGACUUUUAUUUCGGCGAACAAUUUAAAACUGCAUCAGCGGAUCCACACUGGAGAAAAACCUUACAAGUGUUCACACUGUGACAAGAGAUUCAGUUGCUCGGGAAUCCUGAAAAGACAUGAGAGGAGCCACACUGGAGAGAAACCUUACAAGUGUUCACACUGUGACAAGAGAUUCAGUUGCUCGGGAAUCCUAAAAAGACAUGAGAGGAGCCACACUGGAGAGAAACCUUAUAAGUGUUCGCACUGUGACAAGAGAUUCCAUCUGUCAGAAAACCUAAAAAGACACGAGAUGAUCCACACUGGAGAGAAACCAUAUAAGUGUUCAUACUGUGACAAGAGAUUCAGUCAGGCAGCAAAUCAGAUAAUACACGAGAGGAUUCACACUGGAGAGAAACCUUUCAAGUGUUCACACUGUGAGAAAAGAUUCAGUGAUUCAAGAGACCUGAAAAGACACGAGAGGAUCCACACUGGAGAGAAACCGUAUCAAUGCACUGCAUGUGGGAAGUGUUUCAAACAAUCUUCUUCUCUACGCUGUCAUACAAAAAAUGUUCACUGCAAGUAGAUCAUCUUCAGAUCAGGACUUUAAGGUCUGACGCCGCGUCCUCAACAAAUAUUACACAAUAAUGCAUCAAGCAAUAAGAUGCCGUCUGGAUGAAUCUGUGCUAACCAGUCAUUACAAGUGACAUGACAAAGAAACAUUAUCUAAACUUUUCACAGGGAAUGAAGUUCAUCAUCAUCUUUAAAACCAGCAGUUUCAACUGUGUGAUUCAGAUCAACUCAAAGAUGGAGCUCCCCUAAGAAAAAUGUCAAAAAGUGUUACUCUUGUGUAUCAUUUUGUUUUCUGUCAUAAGUCAUUGGUUCCCAACCCUGGUCCUGGAGGCACCCCAACA
Messenger RNA from Cyprinus carpio (common carp), 1989 nucleotides. Its product is annotated as gastrula zinc finger protein XlCGF57.1-like. Bases 303 to 1661 code for a protein of 452 amino acids. NCBI's taxonomy places the organism in Eukaryota, Metazoa, Chordata, Actinopteri, Cypriniformes, Cyprinidae. The transcript is spliced from 3 exons. The record is from RefSeq and is a predicted model, not a curated record.